Camellia sinensis is the source of this 2598-nucleotide messenger RNA. Its product is annotated as ferredoxin, root R-B2. NCBI's taxonomy places the organism in Eukaryota, Viridiplantae, Streptophyta, Magnoliopsida, Ericales, Theaceae. The record is from RefSeq and is a predicted model, not a curated record. Gene Ontology annotation, cellular component: plastid. Gene Ontology annotation, molecular function: electron transfer activity; 2 iron, 2 sulfur cluster binding. Gene Ontology annotation, biological process: electron transport chain.
UUGAAACAUUUAGGAUACUCACAUUUCUACCUAGAUUAUAAAAUAUUCUAGGGACUUCUACUUUGUAGUUUGGAAUAGUGGUUUUGAACUCAUUAGGAAAAGAAAGAACAAGAAGAUGAAUGUGGUUUUGAAAUGGGAUUGGGAUGGUCACCUAAUAAAGGAAGGUUGCAGCAGUUGAGCUUGAAAUUGAGUUUCUUAAUGGAUGAUCUCAACAAUUUCCAAUAUAUCUAGUUCAGAAGUUUAAAGUAGUCUAUUAUUAUUAUGGAAGGUUUGAAAUCUCAGGAUGAUAAGCAUUGUAUGAUGUUUUUUUGAUAGUUCUGCAAAGCAUUAAAAGACUUGUUUCUCCUUUAAGAAUGAGCUAAGGGGCCUUCAACUUGCUCAGACAUUUAAAUGUGCACGACUUUUUAUGCAUGAUAUAAAAUAGUGUGUGAGAUUGUUGCUAUCAGUUGAAUAACAUGGAACCUAGAUUGAAGAGCAGAGAACCACUCGCUUUGCUUCUUCUCACAGUGUUCCAACAACUAUUGCCUUGUUGUUACAGAAAUGGAUGGUUAAGUUCCAUUUCCUUGUAAAUUAUGAUGAGGCAACAUAUUAAUGGCGGUAUCCACUAACAUCCAACUUCAACUUUUGCUUCAAGUUAGUAAGAAACAUACUUCAAGAGAAAAUAAGAUAGGAUGUGAAAUAGCUCUCGAAUUCACAAGCUUACUAUUGAAAUAUUUGGAUGAAAAGUAGGUACUAUUUGCAUUGGUGAGAUUUAAUUAUUUUUCGUGUGAAUGGUAAUUAGGUGAUAGCUGACCUUGUCAGAUUAAAAAAAGGGGGAAAAAAGUAUGAAAGAAAACAAAUUGAUUGAUGAAAGUAGUUAGUGGUUCAUUCUAUGUGAAUUCAUUUUUGGGUAGUCUCUUCUGUUAUCAGAAUCGUACAACUCAUGAUACAUAUUGCACGAUUUAGUUCAAUACACAAAUCAAUCGAUUCGUAUUUAGGGGGUCAAUCAACGAAAGCAAGAAGCAUCAGAAUCAUAUGAUUCACGAUGUGUAUCACAUAAUUCAAUUCGAUACACCAAACAAUCAAUUCAGCUUUAUCCGCAUAUUUUUAUUUGCAAAAGGAAUAUUUUGAAGGAAUCAAGUGACAUGAUUGAAAAGUGUGGUGAUUUGAGUAUGCUGGGCCCUUUGAGGUGAGUAUUUGGGUUAUUUGAAGAAUAGAAUUGACGUCUUUUGGAGUUUUAAGGUUUUUGUAUCCUAACUUUUGGGAAAAAAAAAACAUGGAGCCUAGAUUGAAGAGCAGAGAGCCACACGCUUGCCUCUUCUCACAGUGCUCCAACAGCUAUUGCCCUGGUGUUACAAAAAAGGAUGGUUAAGUUCUAUUUUCUUGUAAGAUCUUCUAACAAGGGAACAUUGUAAUGGUCUAUAUUUCAACAACUUAUUGGCUUUAUCUUUUACUUAAGGUGUGAGGAAGCACAGUUUGACUUGCUUAUUCUUUACUUAUAGUUAGUUUUGUGUUUUUCCGUUUUUCGUCUUCUUCCACCCAACCUAAGCCUCCACAUUUUUCAAUCUAGGCCUACCACUUGUUCUAUCACAGGAAUUAGAGCCCCUCAUCAGUUCAGAAGUUCAAGAUGAGCGGGAAGGAUUUAUGUAAUGCAUUUGUGUAUAGAAUCAAAAUAGAAUAGAAAUAUUUGAAGAGACUGAGUUUCUUUGAGUAUGAAAAUGAUAAUUAUGUCAUAGCUUUCUUGCUAGAUAUGUGAAGAAGAUAAUACUAUAUUGUUUGGAGUUUUCCCAUUAUAUUCUGAGAUCUUCUAAAAGCUUGAAGUUUAUUACAAGGAAUUGUGAUUUUGAGCUUGGAUUGCCAGCCAAUAUAGUGGUUCGCAGCACCCAAUUUUGAAACCUGGAAAAUAUGUCAACCGCGAUACUCCCCUCUCACUGCAUGUUCAGGAGUGCACCCCAGACCCAAAGUACCACCAAUGCCUUCAUCAAGAGCACAAAAACGUCUCUAGUGUCUGUAAAGAGUGUCUCUAAUGCCUUUGGCUUGAAAUCUUCCUCAGGCUUUAGAGCAUCUGCUAUGGCAGUAUACAAGGUCAAGCUGGUUGGUCCAGAGGGUGAAGAGCAUGAGUUUGAAGCCCCCGAUGAUGCUUACAUCUUAGACUCAGCUGAAAAUGCAGGGGUUGAGCUGCCCUAUUCUUGCAGGGCCGGUGCUUGCUCGACUUGCGCUGGUCAGUUGGCGUCGGGUACUGUUGACCAGUCUGACGGAUCUUUCCUUGAUGAGAACCAAAUGAAGCAGGGUUACUUGCUGACUUGCAUUUCAUACCCAACUCAAGAUUGUGUCAUUCACACUCACAAGGAAGCUGAUCUUUACUGAGUAUUCUUCAUAUCAGCCCUCUGAUUUGGUGCAAGAAAAGGCAUUGGAUAGGGCUUCAAACUUGUUAUCUAGAUUUUCUUGGAUUGCGAUGUCUUGAACCGUUGGUACUCUUUUUAAGCAAAUCAAUCAUUUUUCAACCCCAAAAUGCUAGUCUUCUUCACUUUCUAGCUUCUUUUCUUAUUUUUGUAUCAUAUGUAUCCGUGCUUGAUUAAAGAACAUAUAUAUAUCCUUUUUUGUUUUUGUUUGAUUAAA